Messenger RNA from Sphaerulina musiva SO2202, 798 nucleotides. RefSeq names its product NAD(P)-binding protein. NCBI's taxonomy places the organism in Eukaryota, Fungi, Ascomycota, Dothideomycetes, Mycosphaerellales, Mycosphaerellaceae. Bases 1 to 798 code for a protein of 265 amino acids. The transcript has 2 exons. The record is from RefSeq and is a predicted model, not a curated record.
AUGAAGCCCUUUGCCCUCGUCAGCCCAUCCUCACGAGGCAUCGGAUUUGAGCUUGUGCGGAGAUUGCUGCAGACGACACCACACGAUGUUCCCAUCAUCGCCACCGCGCGAAAGGACAUUGACGAAACGAAAGAGAAGGUGUUGUCGGGGUUGAAAGACGUGCAAGAAGACCGAUUACACGUGCUGAAAUUGGAUGUUCUUGAUGAAAACAUCGUCGCACAAGCCGCCAAACAACUCUCCCAAAUCCUCCCUCCCAGCGAAAACUACCUCCACCUCUCCCUCGCCAUCCCAGGAAUCCUCUUUCCCGAGAAAUCCCCUUCGCAAAUCAACCACGACGAUGCGCUUCUGACGUUUCGUACCAACACCCUCGGACCGAUGCUCCUUCUCAAACACUUUUCCCCAUUCCUGCCGAAAAAAUCCACAAAGCUCUCGAGCGUCGCCGGCUUACCCCCGCACGCGGCCGUCUGGGCCAACAUGUCUGCGCGAGUCGGGUCGAUUACGGAUAACAAGUUGGGUGGAUGGUAUAGUUAUCGGGCGUCCAAAGCAGCAGUGAAUCAGGUGACCAAGUCGUUUGACAAUUAUUUACGACCCAGUGCGGGCGAGAAUGCGAUGAGUAUCAGUUUACAUCCGGGAACGGUCAAGACGGGAUUGAGUCGAGAGUUUUGGGAGACGGUCAAGGAGGAGAAGUUAUUCAGUCCCGAGUUUGCGGCGGAGAAGUUACUCGAGGUGAUUAACAGUCGGAAGGUGGAGGAUCGAGGGAAAUGUUGGGAUUGGGCAGGCAAGGAGAUUCCUCCGUGA